This is a messenger RNA of Gaeumannomyces tritici R3-111a-1, 1606 nucleotides long. RefSeq lists its product as hypothetical. NCBI's taxonomy places the organism in Eukaryota, Fungi, Ascomycota, Sordariomycetes, Magnaporthales, Magnaporthaceae. The record is from RefSeq and is a predicted model, not a curated record. Bases 332 to 1555 code for a protein of 407 amino acids. The transcript is spliced from 2 exons.
GAAGAAAUCAAAUCAAACCACCAAGAAAAACCCACCCGUUAGGGGGUUCACCUCCAAGGCUCAAAAAGUGCUUGGAUGCGGCUCACUCUGCUCACAACGAACACAUGUCUGCAAAACAUAUCAUCCUACCUGCCGGAGAAAAAAAAAAAUCGGUUGCAGGCAUAGCGCGAAAGGGAUCCGCGCCAGCACAAGUGACUGAUGGCUACCAAACGAGCGAGGGUCGACUGUGCCGGGAGGGCAUGUCAGCACCCCGACUGCGAUAGCUGCCAUCCAACAGGCCUUGGGAACGGUGCCCGUCCGGCGCCUGGAAGGAGUGUUUACGGCAGCACACAUGCGCAACAGCAGCAUCACCAACAGCAGCAACAACAACAACAGCAGCAACAACAACAACAGCAGCAACAACAACAACAGCAGCAGAGCGGUGGGGGCACGGCCAAUGGCGCCGCGGUCGACCAGCUAUGGGAACGGCGGCGGCGGCCCGCCUCCUCCGACCGUCACCAUCACCGUGCCUUCCUCCACCGGCCCCGGCCCCGGCCCCGGUGUCACGAUGGCGGCCAUGCCGACGGCGGCGGAGCUCAACGAGUCCCAGGUCAGGAGCAUAGUGGGCGGGCUGGCCGAGGCCGACGUGCGGGAUCUGCUCGGCAUCAUCAUCGCCACCAACCCGUCCGUGGGACCACGCAUGCUUCUUCUGAACCGGUACAACGCCCGGCGGCGGGAGGCGCGGGAGCCAGUCACUCCUACCACCACCACACCCGCAGCAACAGCAGCUGCCGCGGCGACGGCCGUUACUGCUACUGCCACCGGCAGCAACAGCAGCGCGGGCCUCGCCGUGGUCGCGGCGCCGGCGCCGGCACCGGCACCGGCACCUGUCCGGCGGCCGAUGCCUGUCGACUUUGACCACUACAGCAAGGCCGUCUGGCACACGCUCAACAGCAGCAGCUACAGCAGGGGCCGGGCCAGAGGCCAGUGGGAGGCUCGGGGCGACGCCUUUGACGACAUCGAGCGUGUGGUGCGGGCUAUCUGGGCGACCGUGUCGGCCAAGGGCGGGGCGGGCUCGCUGCUCGAGUCCAAGCUGAGCGCGCUGGCGACGCUGCGCAAGAUGGGCCGCAGCGUGGCGCUUGCGGGCGACUGCCUAGGCUCCGAGGUGCGCAAGCAGUACCAGCACGACGGCGAGCUCGCGGCCGCCAUGGUGGCCAUCGCGCGCUCCAUGACGCCCGACGAGCGCGUCCGCGUCGGGCGCUCGGCCGACCAGAAGGGCGUCUCGCUGCUGGCAAAGUUCGAGGAGCUGCGGCGCGAGGCCGACGGUCACUGCAUCUUCGAGGAGCUGCCCGAGGUCAUACGGCUGCUCAAGGGGGAGGGGGGGCCCGCGGUGGCGCUGGCAGAGAGGGAGCCCGAGCGGGAUGGGCAUGAGGAGGAGUAUGACGAGGACGAGGAGGACGAGGAUGGGGAAAACGAUGAGUUCGACUCCGACCCUGGUGCCUACUGCGAGGACGACUACGACAGUGACGACAGCGACCCAUCGAUGACUGGCAGGGCGAUGGGGAACGCCUACUAGGGGGCGAGCAUUCUCGUUUGCGGAGUGUGGGGGAGGAGGAUAGCAGUUGCA